CUCAUCUGACCUUGAACCAGGCGGACACUUCUAGUUUUCAUCGACAGCGGUAAGAAAAUAUAAUGAUGUGGUCAUAGGAUCAUUAACUUCCAAGGCAUUCGAAGUGCGUUAAAUGUAUUAACGAUAUAUUAAAAUAGCGUUGCUGAAAGAUGUCCAGCACUUUGUACGAUGUAUUAGAGUCCUACGAAUCCGGGAAAGUCAAAAAGGGAUCUGUUCGGACGAGUGAGUGGAUGAGUUACAAAAAUGAGAGUAUGACAUUUGAUGAAAUUAUGGAACAAGCUGAAGUUAUUUUCGCCGAAAAAUUUGGCUCAAAAGACUGCAAUAAAUAUCCAACUGUUGUUGAAAUCAGACCAAGUGGAGGACCUGCUUGCGAAUCAUUAUUCACGGUACUUCGGCAUGUAACAGAUGAUCAGAUUAGCAAGAAAGUGUAUAAUGAAUCACCUCAUAUUUUCCAAAGCGAAUGGUCUAAUUUCUCUGUUUAUAUAAAACGUUUUCAUUUAAAAUCUAUUAAACAAGAUGAAUUUAUGGAUGAAACAAAAGAUUUUAUUGAACAAUUAUCAGAAGGAAAUUUUAACUAUUUGCCAGAACCAUAUUAUUGGAUUAUAUACGAUCCAUCCUUGACAACUAAUGAAGAUGGUAAUGCAGAGAUUUGGUUAAAAGUUGAAUAACACUAUGAUUGUCUUCAAUGUUUACUAUUGGAAACUUUGUCUGGAUUCAGCUUAAUUAUCUUAUCAUACCCCUUUCAUUUAACCUUCUCUCUUAAUGAUUGUUGGUAUAAAUAUGAACGUAGUUUCCGUGGUGAAUUUAUGCAUUCACGAGCUGUUCUAUUUUUUAAACAUCACAUUUUGUGUCUGUUAUUAUUAUUAUUAUUAUUAU
Messenger RNA from Schistosoma rodhaini, 876 nucleotides. The record is from the annotation of a GenBank genome assembly. NCBI's taxonomy places the organism in Eukaryota, Metazoa, Platyhelminthes, Trematoda, Strigeidida, Schistosomatidae.